This is a messenger RNA of Aphidius gifuensis, 474 nucleotides long. RefSeq lists its product as uncharacterized. NCBI's taxonomy places the organism in Eukaryota, Metazoa, Arthropoda, Insecta, Hymenoptera, Braconidae. The coding region runs from base 28 to 369 and encodes 113 amino acids. The transcript has 2 exons. The record is from RefSeq and is a predicted model, not a curated record.
AUUAGCAACCAAGUGGGGAAGAUUUUGAUGGUCAGAAAAAAACAUACAAAUACAUUAGUGAGAGCAAAAAUAAAUUAUUUCUGUUGGAUUUAUCAACGAGUCAAGACCAAGAUUAUUAAUCGAGAAAAAAUUUCAGAUUUCAAGAUGAAGAUAGUCAUUGUGACAUUGAUGGUAAUGCUGAUAAUUGCAACAAUAACAACAACAACAGUAUCAGCAGAAGAACAAGAUGAAUAUAUUCAUUUACCAGGUAAAAAUUGUGACGAUGCACCAGAGUGUCCAGAUAAUAGACCAUGUGUAAUGGCUAAACCUCGUUGUAAUGCUGGUACUUGUGGAACUGCACCUGUUCCAAUUUGUGGACGAAAAAUUUAAAUUUUCAAUCGAAAAAAAAAAAACAAGAUCUUUGUGAAAUUAUUUUUAAAAAAUUAAUACUUUAUUUGUAAUUAAAUAAAUAAAAAAAAAAUUGUUAAUUAAAAU